CAACACUUGUUUGUCUUUAUACCUACCAUCCUUUACCUCAAAGGGGCUUGUCAGGAUCAUGUCUGCCCAUCAGCAAAAUGGUGAUAGUCAUGACAAUGAAACGAAUGAUGAAGUAAACGAAACAAUCACCCCAAUCAUUACACAAUUCUCUACUCAUGAACGAUUUGUCCGAUCGGCAAAUGUAAGUCCGACAGUCUCAAGAAGCUCAUCACGCAACUUUUUACGUACAAUGACUUAUGAUGGUGCAUCAAAAUUCUCAACUUUACCUCGUAGAUUACGAGGCAUAAAGUCUGGUUCUUCAUCUGCAGGCUAUCAAUCAAUUCCUGGACAACAUGCACCAAAGAUGUCAAGAUUCAAAGUAUACGAUGACCAACGCUUUCAAGAGGAUUUACAACAAACCGGUCAAGGAAAUGGAGUUCGAGUCUGGUAUGAAUCUUACACAACAAUCGACUGGAUCCACGAUGCGGUCAAAGAAUCUUCUCGUCUCCGUAGAUUGCGUUCGAUUAAAGGAUAUCGAGGCAUCUUGCUCAAUCUUUGGGAUCGUUUGCAAGGUUGGCUAAUCGUUACAGUGACUGGUGUUAUUACCGCUUUGAUCGCAGGUGGAAUCGUAAAGUCUGAAGCUGUUUUGUUUGACUUGAAAGAAGGAUAUUGCAAGCGUAAUUGGCGUCUGGCAAAGCGCUUCUGCUGCCCGUUCGGUGAUCAACCCGACUGGGAUGGAGGCGGUAGCGUUGGAUUCGCACCGAACAGCAUGAAUGCAACAUCUUCACCGGCAUGGUCUUAUAGGAGCCAAUUUAUGACUUUGUCAUCUGGAUCUUCUGAUCCAACGAAGGGUCUCUUGACUGGAAUGGGAAACCGUAUGUUAGCAGGUUGGUCUGCUCCAGUUGCCUCAAGUCCUGUUUGGCGUACGCUAUCUCCAAGUACGGAGAACGAGAGUUGCCCUGGUUGGGUCACUUGGGCAGAUAAGUUUCAUCUGGCUGGAAAGUGGAACUUUAUUGCAGAGUAUGGUGUCUACAUUCUUGUGGCAAUUCUUUGGGCAUCUAUCGCAUCUUUGUUGACGAUCUACUUGACAUCCUCCGAAUUAUACGCGAAGAACAAGACAGAAGACGAAGGACUUGCAACCGAAAACUCCCAAGUACAUGAACCUGUCACACCAUCGCAUACUCAGACGGUAGAUGAGUACACUCCUUUGCUCGGUAGUGCUCGUCCUGGCGAUGAUUCAAUGGAUAGAACGUACAACAGCAAUGCGCCCCCAGAUAUUUCAAACAAGAAUGCAUUGCCCACAAAGAUCUUUUCGCAUUUGGCCAGCGAAGUACGUGCACGAGAAGCGUUGCCACCGCGAAAGGUGUUGUACUUCGGCAGCGGAAGCGGUAUAUCGGAAGUUAAGUGUAUCUUGAGUGGAUUUGUGGUUCACGGUUAUUUAGGAUUUUGGACUUUGUUCACUAAAUCGGUCGGUUUGGCAUUAUCAGUCGCAUCCGGUCUCUCUUUGGGCAAAGAAGGUCCUUUUGUUCAUAUCGCUUCUUGCGUUGGCAAUAUCGUUUGUCGUGUUUUUCCGAAGUAUGAAAAGAACGAAUCCAAAAGACGUGAGAUCCUUUCUUGCGCUUGUGCUGCCGGUGUUGCCGUUGCUUUCGGUGCGCCUGUCGGUGGUGUUUUGUUCAGUUUGGAGGAAGUUUCCUAUUACUUUUCUUCAAAGGUCAUGUUCCGUUCUUUCUUCUGCGCUACAGUCGCUGCAGCAACUUUACGAUUCUUGGAUCCCUUUGGAACGGGGAAGAUUGUUCUCUUUCAAGUAACGUACGAUCGUGAUUGGCAUUGGAUCGAACUCGGUUUCUUCAUCGUGCUAGGAAUAUUCGGUGGCGUUUAUGGAGCAUUGUUCACAAAAUUGAAUAUGAUUUGGAGCAAACGUGUUCGUGCCACUUCAUGGAUGUCAACCCAUCCAUUGUAUGAAGUGAUUAUGAUUACCACAAUCUCCGUCGCUGCAAGUUUCUUAAACGAUUACACACGAAUGGGAGGGCCAGAAUUAAUCGCAGAUUUAUUCAGUGAAUGUCAUGAGCAUGAAUCCUUAGAGGGCUUAUGUGUCUCAAAGCCAUCAGAAAUCGGACCUUUGGUCACUUCUGUUGCAUGGGCGAUGAUACUCAAAGGUGUGUUGACUAUCAUCACGUUCGGAAUCAAGUUACCGGCAGGUAUUUUCAUUCCUACCCUUUGCGUUGGAGCCUGCUUUGGUCGGAUCGUAGGUCUAUUGGUGCAAUAUAUUCAAUGGACCCAACCCGAUCUUUCCUUCUUUGCAUGGUGUCAAGCCGACAAAAGUACAGCAUGCAUCGUUCCAGGCGUUUAUGCAAUGGUUGGAGCAGCGGCAUGUCUGUCAGGCGUUACACGUACUACAAUUUCACUUGUGGUCAUCAUGUUUGAAUUGACGGGAACACUGACGUAUGCUGUACCCGUGAUUCUAAGCGUUUUGGUUGCACGUACGAUCGCUGACGGUUUGGAACAUAAAGGAAUCUAUGAUUUGGUGAUGGACUUUUCCGGUUUACCAUAUCUCGAUGCCAAAGAAGAACACACAUGGCAAGGUGUUUCGAUUAUUGAUGCUGUUGAUACCGGAAUCGAAGUGAUUUCGUUGGAUGAACAGAAUACAGUACAAAGUCUUAAAGAGAAAUUGGAACGAUUAGCAAUUGUGACCAGCAACCCUGAUGGAGGUUUCCCUAUUGUAGUGGAUCCUUCACGUAGAGCAGCAAGGAUGGGCACGAGUGGAUUUGGCAACAAUGGCGGAGAAUGGAGUCCUUCUAAGCCUAAAUUGGUGGGAUACAUUGCAGCGCAAGAAUUGGAACAUGGAUUGAAUAAAUUAAUCGAAUAUGAUGAUGGCAAAACACCAAUUUCAAACCUGUUUUGUACGUUUGAUUAUCUGCCCAGACCUGAUCGAUCUGUCGAAACGGCUCCGCAAUCUGCUUUACCAACGCCGAUGGAACGAUCUGAAAGUGUGGAUGGCGCAGAGAGUAUUCGUAGUCCAAGCGAAAUUGGAACGGAUCAUUUUAUGCGUGAUUCAGUCUUGUUGGCUUCAAUGGAUUCACCAAACGAUUUGAGCAUCUUUGUCGAUAAAGCGCCGAUCACAUUGACAACCUCAAGUCCGUUAGAAUUGGUACAACAAUUGUUUACAAAGUUGGGCGUACGAUAUUUGAUUGUUCUUCAUGCAUCCGAUGGAACGUUAAAAGGAGUCAUUUUCAAGAAGAGAUGGUUAGCAUUCUUGCAUUCGUUGGAAGAAGGAGAGAAGCAUAUUUGAAUGUUCAUAGUCGCGCACACAAAUAUGUCAAUGAAUGGUAAUGCUUGAAAUUUAUAACGAUUGAAAUGAAUGGUAUGAUAUGACAGAUG
Molecule: messenger RNA, 3357 nt
Organism: Meira miltonrushii
Lineage: Eukaryota; Fungi; Basidiomycota; Exobasidiomycetes; Exobasidiales; Brachybasidiaceae
Exons: 1
Coding region: 59-3268 (1069 amino acids)
Biological process (GO): transmembrane transport; chloride transport
Cellular component (GO): membrane; early endosome; Golgi apparatus
Molecular function (GO): voltage-gated chloride channel activity
Source: RefSeq, a predicted model, not a curated record